GACACUUUUGCUGAAAAGUAACUAUUUUGUGAGAUAAUAGUUUACGCUUUGAGUUUAUAAACUGUAAGGGACAGUAAGGAACCGCCGGGAAAGAUAAAUAGGAUAUCUGUUGAACUGCACGGACUCAGUUCAAGUCGCUCUUUAACAUUGGAGCUCUGCUUGUUCAGUGAGGAUGACGGAGUAUAAACUGGUGGUCGUGGGAGCUGGUGGUGUGGGCAAGAGUGCUCUCACCAUUCAGCUCAUCCAGAACCACUUUGUGGACGAAUACGACCCUACCAUAGAGGACUCGUACAGGAAGCAGGUGGUGAUUGACGGGGAGACGUGCCUGCUAGACAUCCUGGACACAGCGGGUCAGGAGGAGUACAGCGCCAUGAGGGACCAGUACAUGAGGACAGGAGAGGGCUUCCUCUGUGUCUUCGCCAUCAACAACACCAAGUCCUUCGAGGACAUCCACCAGUACAGGGAACAGAUCAAGCGUGUGAAGGACUCGGAUGACGUGCCCAUGGUGCUUGUGGGGAACAAGUGUGACCUGCCCGCGCGCACGGUGGACACAAGGCAAGCCCAGGAGCUGGCCCGCUCCUACGGCAUUCCGUACAUCGAGACCUCUGCCAAGACACGACAGGGAGUGGAGGAUGCCUUCUACACGCUGGUCAGGGAGAUCAGACAGCACAAGCUGAGGAAGCUCAACCCCCCUGACGAGAGCGGCCAGGACUGUCUGAGCUGUCGCUGUGUGGUGUCGUGAUGGAGCUCGGCUGCUGUGAUUGAGGAGUGGACCUAUGGCGCGCAGUGGCAGCAUGGACUGAAGAUUGACAGGGAAAGAGGAACCAACAUAAACAUAAGAACUUUUUAAGAGGACGGUCAAAGAGAAGCAACCACCUGGCUGACUUUUACCCAUGGAUACUGGGGAGAGGGGAGCCUUGCUCCCUGCCUGCCCAGCCUGGGCUGUGCAACUCUGGGGUGGGAUAGGCUAAACGGCCCCCCUCUUUGAUUCCAUGUCUGCCAGACCAACACCACUACUGACUCUGUAUAAUCCAGUGUGAUCGUGCUGGGAAGCUCCAUGAGGUCUUGCUAACUUAUUGUUUAACAGUCUCAACACUGGUCUUAACUUGGGGGUGUGGGCGGUCACCAGCCCCCCCCUCCCCCCAAUAUGAAAGUCUGCUUCUAUCCCUUACCCCGCCGUACCCCCUGGAUGGACCGGACAAUAGUUACCCCCACCAACCUCGAUCAACCGCCCCUCACGUCUCCAAGGGGACGCCACCGUAACCUCAUUGUUCUGGGUAGACUACGGGGAAAGGGACAGAAAGCCUCAUAAGAUUGUAUUGUUUUCACGAUUUAGCCUAGCUGCAAAACCCCGAUUUUUAUUUUAUUUUUUAUUUCCAAUAAUGAAAUUGUGUCGAAAUGACACUUUUUGAUUUGAAGGUUUUUGAGGGUGGUCAUACUCUAUGCUGUAAGAGAGAAAGGAUGUGUAUUUAGAGGAACGGGUGGUUGCCAUGUUUUUUCAAGGCCCCGUUGCUGUUAGGAAGUCCUUAUUUGGUUGUGGACAAAGUUAUGGUUCAAACCGAUGGACGGACUCAUAGUCCUAGAAUGCCCUACCUUCUUCUUCACAGACCUGCACGUGUGUGUUAAGGAUCUUCUUUGUGAAGUAAUGAUAGUAAUGACGAGUGUAGGUUCUGGUGCAAUAGGAUUGUUACUGUUUGACUAGUUAAGGAUUGGGAAUAAAAUCUCUCAUGGCUAUUUAUUUGCUUGUAUUUCUUGGUUGGAGAACAUAGGGGGGCAUGAGGUGUAUGGACUUGCAGUCUGUCACGGCUCCAGGGAGACUAGUGCCACCCAUGUGGGUGUGUGUAGUGCUUGUCUUUACUCUGAUAUCAGGACAGGCAUGCCGACAUCUUGAUAAACCUGUAGAGCACGGUUCUUCAGGAACUUGAAACACUAUAUUGUACAGAUUGAUUUAGUGGUAUUCAACAAGACGUGAGUGGCAUUGAUUAUCUUUCUAACAUUUACUUCCCCUGUGGUAGCGUUCCAGUGUUUAGCUUGUUUUGAAUGAAGCCAGGUGUUAAGCAGGUAUGCAUCGGUCCUCACUGUGUUUUGAGAUGAGGCUCAGGAAUCAGGGUCCAGACUGGUCUCUCCACCUGUCAUCCUGGAGUCCCGGAAGGAAUGUCACAAUUCACCCUCACAGAUUGUAAUGCACAAACCAAAUCCUGCCUUAAAUUACUAGUCAUUUGUGGGGCAAAAAUAAUUGCUUUUCUCAAACCUUCCCUCUCUCGCGUAUGCCUCUUCAGAUAGUCAAUCUAUAGAAUUGAAUGGAGUCAUCUAGGAGCCAUUUUGAUUUGUGAAUCGUGAGAAAUGUGUGAUUGAUAAUAGAAGUUAUUGCUUUGAUGAACUUUUAUCUCCAGAAUAAACAACAACUAGCGAUAGGCAGCCAUGAUGCUUUGUCCUUUUCGACUUGCCUUAUCUGUUUGCUAGGUAGUAACUCCUGUCUUGUAUAAAACCCCUGUGUUGGAGCAGUGAGUGCGCCUCAGAUGGGCUUUGGUGUGAUGUGUAUCAGUUUCCUUGUUGGGAGCAUAUGUGAUUUGAGUGACGGGUGACGUUAGAGAGGUGAACUGAAUGUGGUCUCGCUCAGUCCUUCAUCUGUUGUUUUCUCCACAGACAGACAGACUGCAGGGAGUUCCACAGGGAGACAGUAGUGGGUGAUCCUUCACAGCAUGGCCUGUCUGAUUAGUUAAAGGUUGUUUGUCUUUUAGUCAAAAGUGUGUGUGUAUAAUGAUUUGAAUCUUAAUUUUACUGUAAAAAGCCUAUCUAUGGUAUUUUCUUCCCAUGUUAAGGUACUCACUGGUCCCUACAGUUAACAGGUAUGACACGAUAGCAAAGUCGAAGUCACUUAAACGUCUCUGAGCUCUCCCCUUUGCCUUUGAAAUGAAAAUGAAUAAUGAAAGUAUUUUGACUUAAAUUCCAUACUAACCCCUUUAGAGCUUGUUGAAAUGUUUGUGGUGCCCCACAAUUUCUGUGUAAACAGAUUUAACAGGAAGGCACCAUCCUUCUCCCCCCCCCCCCCCCCCCCCAUUUUUGGUUAUGUCUUUCUUGUAUACAAUUACACUUGUUAAAACGUCUGCAGUCUCCCCAGCCCAAGGUACUCUGUUCUGGGUCUUUUCCUAUGUAUCUUUGGCUUGGCUCCAGUCAACAAAUAUCCAUGUACAUUGGUGGGAAGCUAGUCUUGGAUGCAGCAACCUCAGAAGACUGUCCUCUAGAACGUCUAAGGAUGAGACACUCAACCGUUUGGGCAUUUCUGAACUCAACAAAAAAGAUGGUUUAAGAGACUGAGAUUAAGAUGGCGGUCUUCAUGUAGCCUUUUUCUUAUUGAAUGGGGAACAGCAGUUAGGAGGUGGAUUGUCUCAUGAAUCUCAGGCGUUGUGUCAAAUGAUGCUUUUCGUCUAAGGAGAUUCUAAAGAUGGCUGUACCUAUUGUUAAUAAUCUGAUUAUUGUUGAUGGUUUGUUUGGGCAGAAAACUGUGAAUAUAUGUGUUUUAACUAAUGAAUGACCAGAUAUUGUUUGUCUUUUAUGAGGAAAGGAAAGAGGUUUCAUGAUUUUCAAAAGAAACAACUAAUAUUUUAACGUUCCAUAAUUCCACAAUGCAAUUUUAAGAAGUGUGUGCUUCAUCUUUGAUCCCAGUCAAAAGUCUGUAAAUUUGUGUCGAGCAACAGAUAAUUAAAUCAGUUUUAACAAAUGGGUUCCACAUGUAGUUGGUGGUUAGGUAUGCCGUUAUUUGAUUGGUUCCUCUACUUGUCUUUCCCUACCUGGAUCAGCUUGCACUGAGUCACGCCUGAAGGUAAAUGAUCAUUUUAGCAACACAGGAGCUGCACUCCAGCCUUAGGGAAAUAAAAGACCAGCAGCCAAACACAGGUUCCAUUGUCUCAACUGGGAAGAAACAUCUUGUGGCCUAAUCAUGGACUUUUGAGGUUGUGCACAAGGACAGAAUCAUGACUAAGGGCUUGCUUCUCUCUUGGCAACUGUGCUAGGGAGGACAUGGUGGGUUCAAAUGUAUUGCGAAAUUGUCAAUUGUUUUAACUAUUUAAGAUGUAUUUACUCAAGCAAACUGGCAAAUGUAUAGCAGGACAGGAAUAAAGAUGUCAAAAUGAA
This is a messenger RNA of Osmerus eperlanus (European smelt), 4134 nucleotides long. It is a transcript of the gene hrasa, whose product is annotated as HRas proto-oncogene, GTPase a. Gene Ontology annotation, biological process: Ras protein signal transduction. Gene Ontology annotation, molecular function: GTPase activity; GDP binding; GTP binding. The transcript is spliced from 6 exons. Lineage: Eukaryota; Metazoa; Chordata; Actinopteri; Osmeriformes; Osmeridae. The record is from RefSeq and is a predicted model, not a curated record. Bases 173 to 742 code for a protein of 189 amino acids. Gene Ontology annotation, cellular component: plasma membrane.